AUGCCUUUCUCUUUACUUCUCAUCCUUAAUUCCCAGUUAUACUUUGAAUCCUCAAAGGCGGCCAUGGGGUGUUCACCACUGUCCCUCUCUCAAUCUUUCUCUUUCUUUCUGUUUGUCUUCCAUUUCCAUUCUACAAUUUCAUCUCCACUCUCCUCAAAUUACUCCUCCUCCUCCUCCUCCUCUUCUUCUCAUUUGUGUGCUCAUCACCAAUCUCUUUCUCUCCUUCAAUUCAAACAAUCAUUCUCCAUUAAUAGUUCUGCUUCAUCGGACUACUACAAUUGUCAGUAUCCCUUUCCAAAAACAGAGUCAUGGAAAGACGGUACAGACUGCUGCUUGUGGAAUGGGGUCUCUUGUGACCUGAAAACCGGGCAUGUCACUGGACUGAACCUCUCUUGCAGCAUGCUUCACGGAACCCUGCAUUCUAAUAAUUCUCUCUUCUCUCUCCAUCAUCUUCAAAAGCUCGACCUCUCUUUCAAUGAUUUCAACACCUCCCAUAUUUCUUCUGGAUUUGGCCAGUUCUCCAAUCUGACGCUUCUUAACCUUAGUGGUUCAGAUCUUGCAGGCCAAGUUCCAUUGGAAAUCUCUCAACUCUCCAAAUUGGUUUCACUUGAUCUCUCUGAUAAUGACAAUUUGAGUCUACAACCAAUUUCUUUUGACAAGCUUGUUCGAAACCUAACCAAGCUUAGAGAACUCCAUCUGAGUUGGGUAAACAUGUCACUAGUUGUUCCCGAUUCCUUGAUGAAUCUGUCUUCUUCUCUGUCAUCACUCAAACUCAUUGGCUGUGGAUUGCAAGGAAAACUCCCAUCCUCGAUGGGGAAAUUUAAGCACCUGCAGUACUUGGAUCUUGGAAGGAACAGUCUUACUGGUUCAAUUCCAUAUGAUUUUGAGCAACUCACUGAGUUGGUUUCACUUGAUUUCUCUUGGAACAACUAUUUGAAUCUAGAACCAAUUUCAUUUGACAAGCUUGUUCGAAACCUAACCAAGCUUAGAGAACUUGAUUUGAGCUCUGUAAAUAUGUCUUUGGUUGCACCUAAUUCCUUGACCAAUUUGUCCUCUUCUUUGUCAUAUCUUUCGCUCCUUGGUUGUGGAUUGCAGGGGAAAUUCCCGGGUAACAUCUUUCACCUCCCAAACCUUGAAUCACUGGAUCUGUCAUACAACCAAGGCCUCGCUGGCUCUUUUCCUUCGUCCAAUUUGAGUAAUGUCCUCUCUCGGUUGUAUCUUUCUAAUACAAGAAUUUCAGUUUAUUUAGAAAACGACUUAAUCAGUAAUCUAAAGUCAUUAGAAUAUAUGUCUCUUCGUGAUUGUAACAUUAUAAGGUCAGAUCUAGCCCCGCUUGCUAAUCUCACACGGCUCGUUUAUUUAGACCUCUCAAGUAAUAAUUUGACCGGUGAGAUCCCAUCGUCACUUGGAAACCUUGUACACCUUCAAUACUUGAUUCUCUAUUCCAAUAAUUUUAUGGGUCAAGUUCCAGAUUCUUUGGCUAACCUAGUUAAUCUUUCAUAUUUAGAUUUAUCAAAUAAUCAACUAGGAGGACCUAUCCAUUCUCAAUUAAAAACCCUUUCAAAUCUAUUGGGUCUAAGUUUAUAUGGUAACUUGUUCAAUGGAACAAUACCAUCCUUUUUGUUUGCUCUUCCUUCUUUGUAUUAUCUUGACCUUCAUGACAAUAAUCUCAUAGGGAAUAUAAGUGAACUCCAACACUAUUCAUUGAUUUACCUUGAUUUGAGCAAUAACCACUUGCAUGGUACAAUCCCAAGUUCGAUUUUCAAACAAAAGAACUUGGAAGUCCUUAUUCUUGCGUCCACUAGUAAAUUGACAGGUGAGAUUACUUCUUCUAUUUGCAAGCUGAGAUUCCUUAUACUCCUGGACUUGUCCAACAACAGCUUGAGUGGUUCUACGCCACUAUGUUUGGGGAACUUCAGCAACUCGCUCUCAGUAUUGCAUCUAGGCAUGAACAAACUUCAAGGCAUUAUCCCUUCAACAUUUACAAAGGAUAAUAGCUUGGAAUAUCUCAACCUCAAUGGAAAUGAAUUCGAAGGGAAAAUACCAUCGUCUAUCAACAACUGUGCAAUGUUGGAAGUUCUUGAUCUUGGCAACAAUAAGAUUGAGGAUACAUUUCCCUACUUUCUAGAAAAGCUUCCAAAGCUGCAAAUUCUUGUCCUAAAAUCCAAUAAACUCCAAGGUUUUGUGAAGGGUCCAACUGCACAUAAUUCCUUCUCUACAUUACGGAUUCUUGACAUCUCUGACAAUGAUUUUAGUGGGUCAUUGCCAACUGGGUAUUUCAAUAGUCUUGAAGCAAUGAUGGCCUCGGAUCAAAACAUGAUUUACAUGAAUGCAACAAGUUACUCUAGCUAUGUCUAUUCCAUAGAUUUGACAUGAAAAGGUGUAGAAAUUGAGUUUCCAAAGAUACAAAGUACCAUCAGAGUACUUGAUUUGUCAAAUAACAAUUUCACCGGAGAGAUUCCAAAAGUGAUCGGAAAGCUUAAAGCACUCCAACAGCUCAACCUUUCUCAUAAUUCCCUUACAGGUCAUAUCCAAUCAUCAUUGGGAAUUUUGACUAAUUUGGAGUCAUUAGAUCUAUCUUCAAAUUUACUUACCGGAAGGAUUCCAAUGCAGCUGGAGGGUCUAACAUUUCUUGCCAUCCUAAACCUUUCACAUAACCAGUUCGAGGGGCGUAUACCAAGUGGAGAGCAGUUCAACACCUUUACUGCAACCUCAUUUGAAGGAAACUUGGGUUUAUGUGGAUUUCAAGUACUAAAAGAAUGCUACGGUGAUGAGGCACCAUCAUUGCUGCCAUCAAGCUUUGAUGAAGGAGAUGAUUCAACAUUGUUUGGAGAUGGAUUUGGAUGGAAAGCUGUGGCAAUGGGGUAUGGAUGUGGGUUUGUGUUUGGAGUUGCAACAGGAUACGUUGUGUUUAGAACAAAAAAACCUUCAUGGUUUUUUAGGAUGGUUGAAGAUAAAUGGAAUCUCAACAACAAAAAAACAAAGAAGAAUGUUGCCAGAUAUGGUGCUAGAAGAAACUAAAUAAUGCAAUUGAUAUUUUCAAAACAAACAAGAUAUCAAGUGGAUUUGACAUUGAAACAACACCAGGGUGGCAGAUUCAUGGUAUUGGAUUCCCUUUACUUUCUUUCUUCUUCUUCUUCUUUUUCAUUCAAGGUUAAUUAGGUGUUACUUCUAUGAAAAAGAUUCCAUGUAUGCAAGCAAUAGUUUGUGUUAACUAUAAAAUCAUUUAUGUUUUGGGUCC
Populus trichocarpa (black cottonwood) is the source of this 3241-nucleotide messenger RNA. RefSeq names its product receptor-like protein 9DC3. Bases 1 to 2376 code for a protein of 791 amino acids. The record is from RefSeq and is a predicted model, not a curated record. Lineage: Eukaryota; Viridiplantae; Streptophyta; Magnoliopsida; Malpighiales; Salicaceae. The transcript is spliced from 2 exons. Gene Ontology annotation, molecular function: protein binding.